Messenger RNA from Talaromyces stipitatus ATCC 10500, 1176 nucleotides. Its product is annotated as extracellular glycosyl hydrolase/cellulase, putative. Gene Ontology annotation, molecular function: cellulose binding; alpha-L-arabinofuranosidase activity. Gene Ontology annotation, cellular component: extracellular region. Gene Ontology annotation, biological process: L-arabinose metabolic process. The record is from RefSeq and is a predicted model, not a curated record. The transcript is spliced from 2 exons. Bases 1 to 1176 code for a protein of 391 amino acids. NCBI's taxonomy places the organism in Eukaryota, Fungi, Ascomycota, Eurotiomycetes, Eurotiales, Trichocomaceae.
AUGAUGUUUUGGACUGCUUCUCUGCUCCUGGUGAUCCCAGUUGUCACAGCCCAGUCUCCAGUUUACGGUCAAUGUGGCGGUAACGGCUGGUCUGGAGCUACGACUUGUGCUUCUGGGUCGUGUUGCACCUACAGCAAUGAUUGGUAUUCGCAGUGCCUUCCAUGUUCAGGUGGUGGUGGUGGUGGUACAUCGACUACCUUGACGACUACCACUAAAACUUCUUCCACCACCUCCUCUACUUCCACUGGUGCUAGUAACCCUACCACCUGUCCCCUCCCGGCUCAGUACAAAUGGACGUCGACCGGUCCACUGGCAAACCCAGCGUCAGGCUUACUCUCUCUCAAAGACUUCAGCCAUGUGCCCUACAACGGGCAGCACCUCGUGUAUUCCUCCGACGUAAAUUCCGGUGGGAACUAUGGCUCUUUGAACUUUGCUCUAUUCUCAAAUUGGUCCCAAAUGGCCUCUGCUUCUCAGAGCCAAAUGAGUCAGGGAGCCGUAGCACCCGAUCUCUUUUACUUCGCCCCGAAAAAAAUCUGGGUCAUGGGUUAUGAGUGGUGUGCAUCGGCAUUCUGCUAUUUAACGUCUAGCGAUCCUACCAAUGCGAAUGGAUGGUCUUCAGCCAAGCCGCUGUAUGAAGGGUCCUUGUCUGGUGGAAAUGGGCCUAUCGACCCGGCUAUUAUCGGUGAUGAUGAAAAUAUGUAUCUCUUUUUCGCUGGAGAUAACGGCAAUAUUUAUCGGACUUCGAUGCCAAUCGGUAACUUCCCGGCUAGUUUUGGCUCGUCCGCCCAGACCAUCUUGACCGACUCGACAUAUAACCUCUUUGAAGCUGUGCAGGUCUAUUCUGUCCAAGGUCAGAAUUUAUAUCUGAUGAUCGUCGAAUGUAUCGGUGCAAGUGGUAGUCGAUAUUUCCGUUCUUUCACGGCUACCAGUCUCGGCGGCUCGUGGACACCUCAGGCCAGCACCGAGUCGAAUCCUUUUGCUGGUGCUGCUAAUAGUGGCGCCACCUGGUCCCAGGAUAUUAGCAGCGGUGACCUCAUCCGUAGCAGCGCGGAUCAGACGAAGCCUGUCGACCCUUGCAAUCUCCAAUUGCUAUAUCAGGGAAGAGACCCGAGUUCCAACGGGGGGAGUUACAAUAACCUGCCCUACCGUCCGGGUCUGUUGACGCUGGCAAAGUAG